AUGGCCACAGGAAGACUCCUACUCUGCGCUCUGCUGCUCCUGUCGCUGCAGCGGGGCCUCAGCAGGGGCCCCGGUGCUUGGGGGGCUCCGGUGGCGGAGGAUGAGCUCCGAGGGACCCAGAGGCCGCAGCUGGGUGCCCGCCUGCGCCGAGCCCUGGCCAGCCCGUGCCAGCUGUGGAGCCUGCCCCUACCUGUGGCCGAGCUGGGUCUGGGCUACGCUUCGGAGGAGACGGUCAUCUUCCGCUACUGUGCGGGCAGCUGUCCCCGCGGCGCGCGCACCCAGCACGGCCUGACGCUGGCCCGGCUGCGGGGCCAGGGACGAGCCCACGGCGGGCCCUGCUGCCGGCCCACCCGCUACGCCGACGUGGCCUUUCUCGAUGACCGCCACCGCUGGCAGCGGCUGCCCCAGCUCUCGGCGGCUGCCUGCAGCUGCGGCGCCUAAGGACGCCUGGCCUGGGGCCCCGCGGCUCCGCGAGGAGCUCUGCGGACUUAUUUAUUGGAGACCGGAGGGGAGGUGGGCUGCGGGCCGCCCGCGAGGAGCAUAAUAAAGGAGCUGCGGCCGCAGGACUGUGUUCAGCCAGAGUGUGCCUUCACCCCACCA
Messenger RNA from Callorhinus ursinus (northern fur seal), 600 nucleotides. It is a transcript of the gene PSPN, whose product is annotated as persephin. Gene Ontology annotation, molecular function: growth factor activity; glial cell-derived neurotrophic factor receptor binding; receptor tyrosine kinase binding. The record is from RefSeq and is a predicted model, not a curated record. NCBI's taxonomy places the organism in Eukaryota, Metazoa, Chordata, Mammalia, Carnivora, Otariidae.